Molecule: messenger RNA, 2394 nt
Organism: Mesorhabditis belari
Lineage: Eukaryota; Metazoa; Nematoda; Chromadorea; Rhabditida; Rhabditidae
Source: the annotation of a GenBank genome assembly
AUGAGACUUUAUGUACAGAACACUCGUCCACAAGCCUCAGCAAUUACUUCGGUUCAAUGUCUGGGAGAGGAUGGAUUGGUCGUUGAUUGGAAUCCCGGCUACGAUGCAGGAUUGCCUCAAACAUUCACGAUUCACUACGAGAAUGUCGACUUGAAUGAAGAAAAGGGAACUUUACAAACAAAAGAGACGCACGCUGAAUUGUUUGGUCUUUCUCGUUUUUCUCGUUAUCGUUUACUGAUCGAAGCACGGAAUUCUGAAGGAUCGAUUAAUUCGAGUUAUUUGGAAAAAAAUGUUUGCUCGAAAUUGGUUGCUCCUUUGUCGAUGGCUGUCAUCAAUAAUAUGGUAAGCUGGGAACGCUCGGAAGGCGCUCAAUUGUAUCGUCUUGAGUAUCGAGGAAUGAAAAGUGAUAUGGAUGGCUUUGUGGAAAUGGCUGAAGUCAUUUCCCCACCAUUUCUCCUUCCAUCCAAAUCGAUGUCUCUCACAAAUUCUCCAGAAAUCGAGCUACGAGUGCGAGCUCUUCGCCCGAAUUACACUCAAAGUGCGCCGAGUGAUUCGAUAUUCUAUCGAAGAAUCGAAUCCUCUCACGAGCCAACUCUUUGGUGGAUGGCUGCCGUUUACGAUCGUGAACAUGCGCCUGGCGAUAGUUAUAUCGAUGGAUCGACGAAAAUAAUGGAAGAUCGGCGUGACAGUGGGAAUUGGUCGGGAUCGAGAAACGACGCUUUAAAUGGGUUAUUGAGAGAACCGUAUUCAUAUGAUGAAUUGGAGAUCGAAUGCUCAUCAGCUGUCGAGGAAAUGUUCCGCGAGCAAUAUUUGUAUGGAAUUGGGAAUGGAUUGGGGAAACACGGAGAUUUCGACGGAUCGGGAGAAACGACGACAAUCGAUGGAGAGACAAAAGUUGAUGGCUCCGGAAUGGAGGUCGAUUUGAAUGUCACCGAUUUGACGACACCCCAAAUCGAGGCUGAAUCCACCGUUGAGGGAUCCGGGCAAUCACCAAUCAUCGAGACAGGCCCCGUUGAGAAAAAGGGAGAUCAAUUCGCGGCAAUCAUCACCGUUGGCACGAGCACUCAAGCACAAACUGAGACAACAAAGGGCAUGGAGAUCACAGAAGGAUCGGGUGAAAUGAACGAUGGGAGUGGAGAAGAGACGACAAUCACAAUGAUUACAGAAAAAGAUGAUGCUUUGGCGAGAGAAGAAGCAUCUUCAUCAACACAACCAGAAGAAUCAGCAGAAGGGGAGAGCCCGCUUUCUGGAUAUGAACAAGGAAAUGGUGAAAGAAAUGGAGAAACGACCUCAAAAGAAACGAUCAAAGAAACAGAUAAGCCGGAGCGUGGUGGAUAUGCAUCGGAGAAAUCGGGAGAUCAUGGAAAAUACUCAACUACAACUGUUGCCACGGAAAUCCCUCAAGCAAGCACACCAAUCGAUCAUAAAGACAAAGAACCGACCGAUUCGGAAGAGAUCGAAGUGGCCGAAUUGAAUAAAGAUGCCGAGAAACAUAUGACUGAGCAAGUGACAGAGAAAAUAAAAGAGGAACCGGCGAAAAGUGAAACAACACAAAGCACAGCUGCUGCUGGAGAUCCGUAUGCGGCAAUCGUUCUACCAGCGGAGAGCAAAGAGUCAACACCAUCUACAGUCACAACUACGGCAUUUGACACAACCAAUGCCCCAACCAUCAAAGCUGAAACCAUCAAAGCAACCAAUGCCCCAACCAUCGAUUCAACCACACAAGAAACAACUUCCGAAAAGCCAAUCGCAUUCACAGAAGAGCUAAUUUCAACGACGACAACUAAACCCGAAAACUCAAGCGAUCAGCUUAAAACAACGACCACAACUUUUGAACAGAAUGGAAGCGUGUUGGCUAACGAGAUUUCCGGUGAGCAGCCGAAAGAAUUGAGCACUGAAGAACCAACAGCAACAACAGUGAAGCCAAAAGACGCGUAUCCGACACCACCACCAACAAACCAAGCUACGACAAAAAAACCCGUCGAGCCACCAGGAUUGGAGCCAAAAAUUCAUCCAUCUGGCUACGAGGAGGGGAAAGGCCCGACAGGACCCCUUCAACCGGACACAAAACCCAUCGAUCCAUCGCAUGCUGUCGGCUAUCCGGGAAUCCCGCCAAUUGAGAAAGCGAAAAGUCGACCCGAGCGUUUCCUCAAAAAUCCCCUCUUCGAGUCACGCGGCACUCGUAAGGAGCUGAUGCCGACGGCGAAGAUCAUUGCCGAGAAAUCGUUGAAGAAAACUUGGCGUCCUUUCGUCUUCGAUUGUGCCACUGAAGAGGACGAAAAGGGGCCACUCUGUCGAGAUUGGGCAGAUGGUGGUCUGUGUGAGCGACACCGUCCCACGAGGUUCCUAUUUUGUCGCAAAACGUGUCUCUGCGUCGGUCCACCGCAUCUUAGA